AUGGAGAAUUUAUCAAAAUCAUUUGACAGUUUUUUAAAAAACAAAUUUUUUCGAUUUGGAUUGCCAUUUAUGUUGUUGGUUGUUGGUGGAUCAUUUGGCCUAAGAGAAUUUUCACAGAUUCGAUAUGAUCAUCGGAAGGUUAAGUUCAUCAGUCCAGAAGAACUUAGAAAACAAGGUAUUGAAAUGAAACCUCGAGGCAGCGUCACAAUAGAAACUGAGUAUAAAAAACUUAUAGAACAAGUUAAUCUUGACAAUUAUGAGAAUAAAAGAAUACCGAGACCACCUGGAUUUGAAGACUGA
Macrosiphum euphorbiae (potato aphid) is the source of this 300-nucleotide messenger RNA. NCBI's taxonomy places the organism in Eukaryota, Metazoa, Arthropoda, Insecta, Hemiptera, Aphididae. The record is from the annotation of a GenBank genome assembly.